Molecule: messenger RNA, 3307 nt
Organism: Cornus florida
Lineage: Eukaryota; Viridiplantae; Streptophyta; Magnoliopsida; Cornales; Cornaceae
Exons: 2
Coding region: 310-3087 (925 amino acids)
Biological process (GO): transcription by RNA polymerase III
Cellular component (GO): transcription factor TFIIIC complex
Molecular function (GO): protein binding
Source: RefSeq, a predicted model, not a curated record
AUUUUUUUUUUGCGUUCAGGCUCACCGGAAGCUCUGAAGCUUACCGUGGAGCUCCCUUUCUCUCACACAUCUUCGUUCCCCCACCAAUUUGUAGUCUCUUUCUCUUCCCCGUGCUCUCUCUCUCUAUAUUACUCCUUCAAUUAUUGUUCUGGUGACCGUUGAGGGCAACAACUCGAAACCAAGAGGACAGCAAUUCCCUUGUUGAAGUGGUCAAUAAGGCUCAAUUAAAGUGAUCGUUUGGCUCAUACUCCUUGGAUAGAUCAAGUCAAAGUCGUCUCACUUUGCAUUCUUCCAAGUGGAUUCACUAUCAUGGAUUCAUCCAAUUACGUUGCAGUAGGGGAAGAUAGAAACAGAAGUACUCAUCUUGAAGAUGCUCAAUUAAUUGCCUUGCCUGCAGGCACUGAAACUGACAUGGAGAUAGAUGGCGAUGAAGAAGAAGAGGAGGGAGAAGUUAACAGUGAAGACGGAGAGUUUGCUCUGAGAUUUGAAGGUGACAUGAAUCCUUUUGAUUUCACGGAAGAUGAUGCUUCUGGAGUCCAACCUUAUCAGCGAUUUGAACGCCUUGAAUAUGAUACUUUCGCUGAAAAAAAACGGAAAGUACUUGAUAGCCAUUCGGAAGAGUUGGCGAAGAAGUCUAGGAAAGAGGAUGUUUUUGGUGUAAGCUUUGAUGAAAUAAUGGAAGCCAUGAAUUAUGGCAAUCGGCGAAAAUCAAGGAAAUCUAAGAAAAGGGGAAGACCAAGGGGAAAUAAAAAUAAAUUUAGCCCUGAAGUCACAAGAAUGCUUGGUGAGAGUACUCUUCAUUAUGCACAUGGCCGUUAUGCAGAGGCCAUACGUGUAUUGAAUGAAGUUGUUCGUCUUGCACCCAACUUGCCUGACACAUACCACACACUUGGCCUUGUCUAUAAUGCAGUUGGUGACAAGAAAAAAGCCUUCAGUUUCUAUAUGCUUGCGGCAGCAAUGAAGCCAAAGGAUUCACCUCUUUGGAAAUUGCUUCUUACAUGGUCCUUAGAGCAAGGAAACAUUGCUCAGGCAAGGUACUGCCUUUCAAAAGCAAUAAUGGCCGAUCCAGAAGAUAUUACUCUGAAAUGUCAUCUUGCAACGCUUUACAUUGAGCUCGGAGAUUAUGAGAAAGCUGCUAAAUUAUAUGAUCAGAUAUCACAGCUCUGUCCUGGGAACGUUGAAGCACGCAAGGCAGCUGCAAGGCUGUUUCAAAGUUGCGGUCAGGUUGAACGUUCUAUCGGCAUUCUGGAGGACUAUCUCAAACAUCAUACAACCGAAGCUGAUUUAAGCAUUGUUGAACUGCUGGCAGUGACAUGCAUGGAAAACAACGAAUAUGCCAAAGCUCUUCAGCAUAUUGAGCUUGCACACACUUACAGUUCUGGGAAGGAACUGCCAUUGCAGCUAAUGACUAAAGCAGGAAUUUGCCACCUUCAUCUUGGAAAUUUGGAGAAGGCACAGGAAUUUUUUGGAAAAUUUCAGUUGGAGAAUGCAUGUGACCAUGCCAAUCUAAUUACUGAAGUUGCAGACUCAUUUAAGAGUCUUGCGCAAUAUGAAGUUGCACUGUCCUAUUAUCUGAUGCUAGAAAAGCGUGUUGGUCAUGACAAUGGCAUUUUACAUUUGAAAAUUGGUCAAUGUCAUUUAUUCUUGAAUGAAAGAGUACAGGCGAUCCGAUAUUUCUACAAAGCUUUAGAUAAACUUGAGGACAGUGUUGAUGCUAGGUUAACUUUGGCGUCCCUUCUUCAAGAAGAAGGGAAAGAAGACGAAGCUGUUUCAGUGCUCUCUCCAACAAAUGCAGAGUUGACAUUAGACACAAAUUGCACUCAAACAAAAUUGUGGUGGCUGAAUGAGAAAGUAAAGCUGAAGCUUGCAAACAUUUAUCGAGCAAAAGGGAUGCUCGAUGAAUUUGUUGAUGCACUAUCCCCCUUGAUUCAUGAUGUGAUGAUUAAAAUACAGUUCAGACCAAGGAAAAAGCUCUCAAAAAAUGUUCUCCUUGAAAGAGCCAAAGUACUGGAUGAUCAUCAAACUGACAAUUUAUUUCGCGGAUUUAAACCAACAGCUAGUGCAUCAGACAGGUUGAAAGCAAGUAGAGCAAGAAGGAUGCUUCAAAAGAAGUCUACUUUGAAGGAAGAAAUGAAGGCUAAAGCAUUAGCUGCUGGUUUGGAAUGGCAAAGUGAAGAUUCAGAUGAUGAGCCUCCUCUGCGAGCAGCACGAAGAAGAAAGUCUACACUUCCCCAACUCCUGAAAGAUGAGGAGCAUCAUCAGCUCAUUGUAGAUUUGUGCAAAGCUUUAGCAUCCUUGAGAAGAUAUGGGGAAGCAUUAGAUCUGAUCAAUCUCACUCUGCGAUGGGUUUCAAACAAACUGUCUGUUGAGAGAAGGGAUGAGCUUUUGGCUGUUGGGGCCCAAAUGGCGUACCACAUCAUGGAUCCCAAACACGGGUGCGAUUUUGUAAGGAAUAUUAUCCUUCAGCGUCCUUAUAGCAUUGCUGCUUGGAAUUGUUUCUACAAAGUAAUAUCCAGCAUGGAUGUUCAUCAGUCUAAAUAUUCUAGAUUCUUGCAUAGAAUGCGAGAAAAGCACAGAGAUUGUGUGCCACCCAUAAUUAUCUCUGGACAUCAGUUCACCAUGAUCAGCCAGCAUCAAGCAGCUGCAAGAGAGUACUUAGAAGCUUUAAAGCUUUUGCCAGAUAGUCCAUUGAUCAAUCUGUGUGUGGGAGCUUCUUUAAUCAAUUUAGCCCUUGAUAUUAGACUUCAGAACAAACAUCAGUGUCUGGUACAAGGCUUAGCAUUCCUAUACAACAAUCUAAGGCUUUGUGGGAACAGUCAGGAAGCCUUGUAUAAUAUAGCCCGGGCUUGCCAUCAUGUUGGACUUGUUUCUCUUGCAGCUUCAUUUUAUGAAAAGGUGCUUACCACUAAACAGAAGGAUUAUCCCAUUCCCAAGCUUCCUUAUGAGAAUCCAGAUCUUACAGAAAACCAGAAGCCUGGUUACUGCAACAUUCAGCGAGAAGCAGCUUAUAAUUUGCACCUGAUCUACAAAAGAAGUGGGGCAUUUGAUCUUGCUAGACAGGUCUUGAGAGACUACUGCACUCUAUGAAAUUAUGUCUUGGAUAAUAACAGCUAAUCUUAUGCAAAAAAUGUGUUUAAUUUAUUUAUAUUCAUUUUUUUUUUUUAGUUUGGUAAAUAUUCACACACUCCCGGAAAUGCCCACCAUGCCACCCAAAACCCUCACCUCCUUUUCGAGGGAGGAGAAAUUAUACCAGGGGCAGUAUAUUCAUUUUUUAAUUCACUUUUCUUUAUAUGAUCUUUUAUUUUCA